CCAACCCCCCCACCACCACCCCCGCCAUUGCCGAGCCACCCGAACCGGCGGCCAUGUCGAGAUUCUGGAGACCUGGGGCGGAGAAGCCGAGCGCAUCGCUCGUCGACGACGAGGAGGGCGGCGUCCUCUUCCUCCCCACCAACACCAACGCUUCUUCCUCCUCCUCCGGGUUUGGGUACGCGUCCUUGGAGAGGCUGAGGCAGCGGCUGCCGGUGUACAAGUACCGCAAGGCCAUCCUAUACCUGGUGGAGCGGCAUGCCACGACCAUCAUCGUCGGCGAGACGGGUAGCGGCAAGUCCACGCAGAUCCCUCAGUAUCUUAAGGAGGCUGGUUGGGCUGAGGGUGGUCGACUUAUAGGUUGCACCCAGCCAAGACGAUUGGCCGUGCAGACGGUUGCAUCAAGGGUAGCUGAAGAAGUUGGUGUGAAACUUGGAGAAGAAGUAGGAUAUACAAUAAGAUUUGAGGAUGAAACAAACCCGGGCAUGACCAUGAUCAAAUUUCUCACAGAUGGAGUACUGAUUAGAGAAAUGAUGGAAGAUCCUCUUCUGAGCAAAUAUAGUGUCAUUAUGAUAGAUGAAGCUCAUGAAAGAUCCAUUUCAACCGACAUAUUGCUGGGACUCUUGAAAAAGAUUCAACGCCGUCGGCCGGAGUUACGCCUAAUCAUUUCCUCUGCAACAAUUGAAGCAAGAUCAAUGUCAGCCUUUUUCAGCAAUAGGCGGAAGAAUUCAUUGCUCAAGCCUGCUGAUGAUUUGCCGAACCCAGAACCUGCUAUACUUUCUGUUGAAGGUAGAGGAUAUACAGUAGAAACUCAUUAUCUAGAAGAACCUGUCUCAGACUACUUACAGGCUGCUGUGAAUACUGUUCUUAUUAUUCACGAAAAGGAACCACCUGGGGAUAUUUUGGUGUUUUUAACUGGCCAGGAUGACAUAGAUGCUGCUCUUAAGUUGCUAAAUGAUGAAAUUCAACAUCUGGGAAAACACUAUUUUGAUUUGGUGAUUUUGCCUUUGUACUCCGGCCUUCCGCGGGGAGACCAAGAUCUCAUUUUUGUUCCUACUUCCAAAGGGAAAAGAAAAGUUGUGAUAUCAACAAACAUUGCUGAGACAUCAUUGACUCUGGAGGGCGUGGUGUACGUUGUUGAUAGUGGAUUUUCCAAGCAGAAGUGCUAUAACCCGAUUUCUGACCUCGAGAGUCUAGUUGUCGCACCAAUAUCUAAAGCUUCUGCAAGGCAACGAGCAGGCAGAGCUGGAAGGGUGCGACCUGGGAAAUGCUUUAGGCUUUACACAGAGGAAUAUUACCUAAGUGAAAUGCAGUCAGAUGGCAUUCCAGAAAUGCAAAGGUCUAACCUUGUUUCCUGCAUAAUACAGUUGAAAGCGCUAGGCAUAGACAACAUCUUGGGGUUUGAUUGGCCAGCUUCUCCAUCACCAGAAGCAAUGAUUCGGGCUCUCGAAAUUCUAUUUUCACUAGGAAUCCUUGAUGAAGAUGCCAAACUAACAGUUCCCAUUGGUUUCCAAGUUGCUGAGAUGCCUCUGGACCCCAUGAUCUCAAAAAUGAUCUUGUCAGCAAAUGAUUUUGGAUGCUCUGAUGAGAUAUUGACGAUAGCAGCAUUUCUAUCUGUUCAGUCUGUGUGGGUCUCUAUGCGGGGAGUGAAGAAGGAAUUUGAUGAGGCCAAACUUCGGUUUGCCGCUGCUGAGGGUGAUCAUGUAACAUUCCUGAAUAUCUACAAAGGAUUUCACCAGUCUGGAAAAUCUAGUCAGUGGUGUUACAAGAACUUUUUGAAUCACCAAGCACUGAAGAAGGUCAUUGAAAUCAGGGCACAGCUUGUCAGGGUAGUGAAGAGGUUUGGCAUACAGCUGAAAUCCUGCGACAGAGAUAUGCAGGCAGUUAGAAAGGCCAUUAUUGCUGGUUCGUUUGCUAAUUCAUGUCAUCUGGAGGAAUAUGGCCAGAAUGGAAUGUAUAAAACAAUUAGGACGUCACAAGAAGUUUACAUUCAUCCAUCUUCCGUGCUCUUUAGGGUUAAUCCAAAGUGGGUCGUCUACCAGUCUCUUGUUUCAACUGACAAGCACUAUAUGCGUAAUGUAAUUGCCAUUGAACCAUCAUGGCUUACUGAAGCUGCACCGCAUUUUUACCAGUUCCGAACACCCAAUCCAGCUCCGCAUUAACUUAACCGUGACGGUGCAAUGUUGCAUUUAUGGUAAGAGUACUAAGGUCGGCUGGGGUCUCACUAUUUCCAUCAGUCCAUUUGGGCCAGUAUACCAAUCAGUAUGACUUGUUCUUAUCAAAUAGUAUGAACUACUUUGAAGAAAAUCAAUUGGGGCACAUUUGGUGGGCAAAGAAAGUAAGUCUCAUUUGAAUAUUAUCUUUGUUUGCUCAAGCUCGACCUCACACGUGCCUUCGACUCCAUCUCGUGGCCCUUCCUCUUUGAGGUGCUGCGCAAGUAUGGAUUUGGGGACCGAUUCCGGGAGUGGAUGGCCAUUCUGCUCUCCUCGGCAAGCACGCGGGUCAUGAUCAAUGGAGUUCCCGGUCCGCCAAUCUGGCACCGGCGCGGCCUACGACAAGGUGACUCCACCUCACCACAACUCUUCGUGCUGGCGGUGGACACCCUUGGGAGACUGAUGCGACACGCCCUACAGACCGGCAUCCUUCAGCAGCUGCAUCCCCGACGAGCCAUCCCGGCGAUCUCUCUUUACGCCGAUGAUGUGAUGAUGUUCUGCCAUGCCACUACUGAGGAGAUCGCCGCUGUCAAAGGCAUCCUGGACGUGUUCGGUACGGCUUCUGGGCUCCGCGUGAACUACGCCAAGAGCUCGGCCACGAUCCUUCACGCCGGCGACUACGAAGUGGGGCUGCUGGAGCCACUCGGGUGCCCUGUCGUGGCCUUGCCGGUUACCUACCUGGGCAUCCCGCUCUCCACUCGCCGCCCAUCCGCAGCGCAGCUGCAACCCCUCGUCGACGCGGUGGCGGGCCGGCUGCCUUCCUGGAAAGCUUGGCUGAUGAACAAAGCGGGACGGCUAGCGCUCGUCAAAUCGGUGCUUAAUGCAAUACCGAUCCAUCAACUGCUAGCGCUUGCGCCCCCAAAGAAAACCCUGAAGCAAUUAGAGAAGAUUCAGCGCGGGUUUCUUUGGGCCGGCCGCGCGGAUGCCCACGGUGGACAUUGCCACGUCAACUGGCGUAAGGUUUGCCGGCCACUUGAAUAUGGCGGCCUUGGCAUCCGGGACCUCGAGCGCACGGGGCUAUCACUUCGGCUGCGCUGGCUAUGGCUCACGCGCACGGACACUACUCGAGCCUGGCAGGGGCUGGACACGCAAUUUACGACGGAGGAGCGUGCGCUCUUUUACGCCUCCACGACUAUGGCAAUUGGAGAUGGCAGGACAGCCCUGUUCUGGGAGGAUCGCUGGCUUGGUGGCCAAUCCGUCCGCGAGCUUGCGCCUAGACUCCUCAAGUGCAUCCCCAAGCAACGUCAAAAAUCCAGAACGGUGGCGGAGGCCCUGGCCGGCAAUAGUUGGGCACGUGACAUCCAUGGCCUGCUAGGCCUCCCAGAGAUCGGACAGUACCUUCAGCUCUGGCACUUAGUGCAACAUGUCGAGCUGUCCAAUGAGCCGGACAGGCUGCUCUGGAGCUGGACAGCCAGCGGCGUCUACACCGCCCAGUCUUGCUACUGGGCAACUUUCCAGGGCGCGACGGGCUGCCACUCCUGGAAGCUCAUUUGGAGGAGCUGGGCACCGCCCAAGGUGAAAUUCUUCCACUGGCUGGCAUGUCAAGAUCGCUGUUGGACCGCGGAGAGACUCGCACGCCAUGGCCUGCAACAUCACCCGCGGUGCCUUCUGUGCGAUCAGGAACCGGAGACGAUCGGGCAUCUGAUGCUCACAUGCCCAUUCACUAAACAGACAUGGCAGGAGGUCUUAUCUUGGCUGCGCUUGCCGGCGCCGGCGCCCGAGCACGACGGCUCGCUCAUGGAUUGGUGGCUGCGCGCAAAGGAACGCACACCACCAGCGCUCCGCAAGGCGCUCAAAUCUGUGGCACUUUUGGUACCGUGGAUGAUCUGGAAGCAUAGAAAUGCGUGUGUUUUCGACCAUGUGUCCCCAUCGCUGAACGAGCUUGUAGACAGGAUCAAAGACGAGACCAGAUGUUGGGCAAAGGCUGGAGCUCAAGGGCUCAGGGUCGUUUUGCCAUCAUCCUGGGACGUGCACUGAGCCUCUGUUGUCUGUGUGUACAAACCGCCUCCUAGGAGGAUGUAAAUACCCUCUCUU
Molecule: messenger RNA, 4244 nt
Organism: Triticum dicoccoides
Lineage: Eukaryota; Viridiplantae; Streptophyta; Magnoliopsida; Poales; Poaceae
Product: probable pre-mRNA-splicing factor ATP-dependent RNA helicase DEAH9
Exons: 24
Coding region: 54-2159 (701 amino acids)
Cellular component (GO): intracellular anatomical structure
Molecular function (GO): helicase activity; ATP hydrolysis activity; RNA binding
Source: RefSeq, a predicted model, not a curated record